AUGGCAACUUCAACGCUUAUCAACGUAACAACUGCAACAACUAUCUUAUCAGCAGCCACAACCACAAUUUUAGCAGCUACAACCACAACUUCAGCAACUACAACCACAACUUCAGAAGCUACAACCACAACUUCAGCAGCUACUACCACAACAUCAGCAGCUACAACCACAACUUUAGCAGCUACUACCACAACUUCAGCAGCUACAACCACAACUUCAGCAGCUACAACCACAACAUCAGCAUCUACUACCACAACUACCUUACCAGCUGCUUGCUUACCGCGUGACACCACUGAUCAGUACGUUGGCCUGUGCGAAAAUUGUCGAGAUCCACCGGAGUAUGAAGACUUCGAAAUGAAGUAUCUCACGUUCCCAGAAAAACAUGCCGUGUACACUUUUUCUAACAAAAACAACACCGUUGCUCGUUUGGUUAACUUCUACAUGGCUAUAGAGGCCCUCAGUCUAAGCAUACAUGUUGGUUUUCCAUCCGGAAAUAUGACCUAUGAAAAAAACUUUAGUGAACCAUUACAUAAUGAUAAGGAUGUGAUAGACGUCUACGUUAGCAACGGGACGUACAGCUUCAGUUUAAUUCGACUUGAUCUCUUUGGUCCGAGCAAGCCUUUCUAUUCAGGCGCUACGAUUGCUUUUGUGACCAUCGAAACCUGCUGA
This is a messenger RNA of Helobdella robusta, 669 nucleotides long. RefSeq lists its product as hypothetical. The record is from RefSeq and is a predicted model, not a curated record. Bases 1 to 669 code for a protein of 222 amino acids. The transcript is spliced from 3 exons. Lineage: Eukaryota; Metazoa; Annelida; Clitellata; Rhynchobdellida; Glossiphoniidae.